GGGCUAAAAAUCUUUCUGUCGAUCGCCUUAGGUGUUCGUCGUCUUAGUUUGAAGGGACAAGUAAAAAAAUUGGAUUUUUCAGUAGUGAGAAGAGGGCCCAAAGCUCCAGAAUCUGUGGCGUUUAUGCGGAGCUCAACGGUCUGAGCCUCUCUUCUUCCCCUCUGCUCGUCUUUGCCGCUUCAUUUCUCUGCUUCUGUAAAUCUUGUUUUUCUUCUCUCAAAGUCUCACCGUAACGCAUUUAUCCCUCUGCAUACUAUUUUUCUAUCUCAUAUUUGUCAAUGAAGUCAGUUUUGCAAUUGGGGUUUAGGAGUUUCCUUCAUCCCUCCAGCCUUGCAGUGAAUCAGAGUAGGUUGAGAGUUGCAACAUUGAUACCUAAUAUGCAAAGGAAUGUAAUGGCUUCGAAUCAAUCCUCUAUAACAUUAUCCACACAGAAUUCAGAGCCUGGCGGGACAAGGAGAGAUACAAGUCUGGAAAAUGACUGUAAAGUGGACAUUCAAAGUUUUAAGGAUGACCCAUCGAGAAUUGAGGCUAUGACGGUUCAAGAACUGAGAAUGACAUUGAGAAGCGUAGGUCUUCUGGCCAAAGGGCGUAAGCAUGAACUUGUAACUGCACUGCAAUGCUUUGUGGAGAAUAAAACAGUGGUAGAAGAUCAUAGAGCACAACAGACAGAGAGAAGUUCUAAUGUAUCACCUCUUGAAGGUGAAAUUGUGAAAGCUGAAACAAAAAUCUUAACACCAAAGAAGAGGCAGUCAGCUGAAUCCAAUGAGGUUUCAAGUGGUCCAACAAGCAGUAACCCAUCUAGAAGAAAGAGAAAAGGAUCCUCAGAAGUUGUUUCCAACAUUGUAAAGCAAGAGGAUGGAGUAGAGGUGAUGCAAAAUGAACCAUGGACUAUUCUUGCUCAUAAGAAGCCUCAAAAAGGUUGGAUCCCAUAUAACCCUAAAAUCAUGAGGCCUACACCUCUUUCCAAGGAUACAAAAUCUGUGAAAAUUUUAUCUUGGAAUGUCAAUGGGUUAAGAGCAUUACUUAAGGGAUUUUCAGCUGUGGAACUUGCUGAAAGGGAAGAUUUUGAUAUAUUGUGCUUACAGGAGACCAAAUUGCAGGAAAAGGACAUACUAGACAUUAAAAAGUCUCUCGUUGAUGGAUAUCAUUAUACCUACUGGACGUGCAGUGUUUCUAAACUUGGUUAUUCUGGAACAGCAAUCAUAUCCCGGAUACAGCCAAUUUCAGUCAGAUAUGGUGUAGGCAUAUCAGAACAUGAUGGUGAAGGGCGGGUUGUGACGGUGGAGUUUGAUUCAUUUUUUUUAUUAAAUGUUUAUGUUCCUAAUUCUGGAGACGGCUUAAAGAGACUGUCAUACAGGAUUGCCCAGUGGGAUCCAUCUCUCAGUAAUUAUAUGAAGGAGUUGGAAAAGUUGAAGCCCGUGAUUUUGACCGGUGAUCUAAACUGUGCUCAUCAAGAGAUAGACAUCUAUAAUCCUGCUGGAAACCGAAAAAGUGCUGGUUUCACCAACGAAGAAAGGCAAUCAUUCGCGACCAACUUUCUGGAAAAGGGGUUUGUUGAUACAUUUAGACAAAAACAUCCUGAUAUCAUUGGCUAUACCUAUUGGGGUUAUCGUCAUGGUGGACGGAAAACAAACAAAGGAUGGCGGCUCGACUAUUUUCUUGUAUCAGAAACGAUGGCAGAGAAGGUGCAUGACUCUUACAUACUCCCCGAUGUUGGGGGUAGCGAUCACUGUCCCAUUGGCCUUGUUCUCAAGCUGUAGCCUUCCUUUUGUUCUAUUUUGUUUGGCUUUACAAUCACCUUUCCAUUUUCAUUUUGAACACUUAUCCUUUCAUGUUAAUACCCAACUCCUAACCUCCAAUUUUGUGAACUCAUUUAAAGCAAGGGCUCAUUUUGGCAAUGAAUAGACUUUCUGUUUUCUUUCGUUCC
Molecule: messenger RNA, 1927 nt
Organism: Benincasa hispida (wax gourd)
Lineage: Eukaryota; Viridiplantae; Streptophyta; Magnoliopsida; Cucurbitales; Cucurbitaceae
Gene: ARP
Product: apurinic endonuclease-redox protein
Biological process (GO): base-excision repair
Cellular component (GO): nucleus
Molecular function (GO): endonuclease activity; DNA-(apurinic or apyrimidinic site) endonuclease activity; phosphoric diester hydrolase activity
Source: RefSeq, a predicted model, not a curated record